This is a messenger RNA of Pangasianodon hypophthalmus (striped catfish), 7821 nucleotides long. Its product is annotated as tenascin. Gene Ontology annotation, molecular function: protein binding. The record is from RefSeq and is a predicted model, not a curated record. The transcript has 19 exons. NCBI's taxonomy places the organism in Eukaryota, Metazoa, Chordata, Actinopteri, Siluriformes, Pangasiidae. Bases 323 to 7405 code for a protein of 2360 amino acids.
CAUUCCCUUCUUCCCUCCUCUCACUCUUCUCAGUCAGUCCAUCAGUACUCUCUGAGACUGGACAGAGGAAGAGAGAGAGGUGACGGAGUGACAGACUGAGAGCAUCCCUCUCUUCUCAGACUCAAUGACAGUUAAAAAAUCCAAAGGACCAAUAGAGGUUCUGCAGUGGAGUUAAGAAAUAAAGGGGAUCUCUUUGGAUCGGAGAAGAACCCCUACGCAAAAACUUUCUAGGAUUUUGAGUGAAAAUCAAACAGAAAAGACUCUUGAGUUUGGACAUAAACUUUACUCAAGCGCCUCCUGGCAUUUUUGUUUUAAAGCAACAAUGCCCUUCCUCUUGCACCUCAUCCUCUUCCUCAUCCCAAGCCCCGCCCUGUUUUCCCAUAGUGCAUCUGUUCCCUCUGAGUCAAUGCCAGUCAAAAUGGUGAUAUCAGAACAGUGCGUUUCUGACCCCAACAAGGUCGAAGGUCAUGAGGUUGACCUGACACCCGGUUCUCCACUAGUUCUGACCCACCGGAUUCAUUUGGUUCCCGGUUCUGCGUCCGGUUCAUGCUGCCAGUCUGAAUUUGGAGCUCUUCAGGAGCGAAUCGAGGUGCUCGAGAGGGAAGUUUCAGAGCUCAGGGAGAAAUGUGGAGGUCUGGAUGGCGGCUGCUGCACUUCACAGCAAAGUAAAGGAGCAGGCUGCACCACUGUCCCUCCCCCAACAGAUGAGUGUUUGAAUGACUGCAGUGACCAGGGCCGCUGCGUGGAUGGGAAGUGUGUGUGUUUCCCUGGAUUUAGUGGACCUGACUGCAGUGUGCUCAACUGCCCCAGAGACUGCAGCAACAAGGGGAAGUGUGUAAAUGGCAAGUGUGUUUGUGAUCCCGGCUUCACAGGCCCAGACUGCUCUGUUAAAACAUGCCCCAAAAAUUGCAGCAGCAAUGGCAGGUGUGUGAAUGGAAGAUGUGUGUGCAAUGCAGGAUUCACAGGUCCAGACUGCUCAACUGUACAGUGUCCUGGAAAUUGCAACAACAAAGGAAGGUGUGUGAAUGGGAAGUGUGUGUGUGACACCGGAUUCACAGGUCCGGAUUGCUCUGAAAGGUCCUGCCCUGGAAAUUGCAACAACAAAGGCAAGUGUGUUAAUGGGAAAUGUGUGUGCAAUACUGGAUUCACAGGUCCAGAUUGUUCUGAAAGGUCCUGUCCCGGAAAUUGCAACAACAAAGGAAGAUGUGUGAACGGAAAGUGUGUGUGUGAUACCGGAUUCACAGGUCCGGAUUGUUCUGAAAGGUCCUGCCCCAGAAAUUGCAACAACAAAGGAAGAUGUGUGAACGGGAAAUGUGUGUGUGAUACCGGAUUCACAGGUCCGGAUUGCUCUGAAAGGUCCUGCCCCGGAAACUGCAAUAACAAAGGCAGGUGUGUGGAUGGAAAGUGCGUGUGCAAUACGGGAUUCACAGGUCCAGACUGCUCUGAACGGUCCUGCCCCGGAAAUUGCAACAACAAUGGCAGGUGUGUGAAUGGGAAGUGUGUGUGUGAUGAAGGAUUCACAGGUCCAGACUGUUCGGAACGGUCCUGCCCCGGAAAUUGCAACAACAAAGGGAGGUGUGUGAAUGGGAAGUGUGUGUGUAAUGAAGGAUUCACAGGUCCAGCCUGCUCUGAACGGUCCUGCCCUGGAAAUUGCAACAACAAAGGCAGGUGUGUGAAUGGGAAGUGUGUGUGUGAGGAAGGAUUCACAGGUCUAGAUUGUUCGGAACGGUCCUGCCCCGGAAAUUGCAACAACAAAGGCAGGUGUGUGAAUGGGAAGUGUUUGUGUGAUACUGGAUUCACAGGUCCAGAUUGUUCGGAACGGUCCUGCCCCAAUAACUGCAGCAACAAAGGCAGAUGUGUAAAUGGACAAUGUGUGUGUGAUGUUGGCUUCACCGGACCAGACUGUUCCACCAAGACCUGCCCAAAUAACUGCAGCAACAGAGGAAGAUGUGUAAACGGCAAGUGUGUGUGUAAUCCCAGUUUUGCUGAGCCGGAUUGCAGGGAGUGUAAGGAUGGAUUUACAGGACCUGACUGCGCAACGGCCCUGAUUGCGGUGUCUCACUUCAGCACCAGAAACAUCACCGAAUCUUCAGUUACACUCUUCUGGACUCCACCUAUAGUGCAGUACAACACUUACCGUAUCACCUUCACCAGUGAGAAAGAAAGCGAUCAGAAGAUCACAGCCACGGUGAAUGGCGGAUUCAGCACCUACACUCAGGUGGGCCUGGCUCCUGGGCAGCGGUACACCGUGACCAUCGUUGGGGAGAAAGAUGGCAGGAUGGGCGCCAAGAGCACAACAACCUUCCAAACCUUGAUCUCUGGCCCCAAAAAUCUUCAAGUCGUCAAGACAAGCACAACUUCUGUCAUCGUCCAAUGGGAGGAAGCACAGGGAGAAAUCGACAGAUACGUCCUCUCCAUUUCACCAAAUCAGACGGAUGGAUCUGGCAAGGGAAUUCCAGAGAUGAGGUUGCCACCCGAGAGAGACUCUGCUCAAAUCGAUGGCAUGGAGCCUGGUCGUUUGUAUGACAUUUCUCUGGUCGCAGAAAAAGAUGGCACUCUGAGCCUGCCGGCAACCGUGCAAGCAACCCCUGACAGGCUGGCGGGUUUUUCUGGUGAGGUCAGGCCAUUAGAUGGAAAAGGACCGAAGUUACAGGAUGGAAGAUUUGAAGUAGUACAUCAGCGGAAGGAGGGGGCUCAUCAAACAGCAACAUUUUCAGAGCACCCCAAAAGGAUGAGCAUACAAGAAGUGAAAACUAGGACAACCCCAUCACCCUCUCUUCCUUUACCCACGAAUCAGGUCCAACCUUCUCUGGUGCGAUCUGAAACACAGGACCAACCUACAUACAAGAGACAGACACCAUCAAGAGACAGGCACCAUGCUAAAACCUCUCUCCAGGUGCCUCCAUCACCCAAAUAUAGAUAUUCAGGUAGGCCAAAAUUAUCUGGUUCAUCAACAUCACUAUUAAAUAGCAGACAGCCUACUAAAUCCAUUUCCUCCAGAACCUCUUCUCAAAUGCCAGAAUACAAAAAUCCAGCUGGAAAUGUAUCCUUUCUUCCAUCAUCUCACCCAUUUGGAGUGGGAAAAGAAACCUUAAAGAGGAAGAAAAUAGCCUCACAAGAACCCCAACCUGAUGAUCAAGGCUUACUGACUGAACCUGUCCCAGGAUUCAAUAGGGAUUCUUCAGUAACCAAUUUACCAGAAGGCACCACAGAUACAGAGAAUACUAAUGGAGACAAUUUUCCAAAAUACAAAGAGACAAUAAAUAAGACUGUACCACUGUACCAUCGCAUGUCACAUAUGGGUACAUUCCCUCGCCAACCUAAUAUUGGUCCAUUCCGGUCCAACCGGACCAGCACCCCUCAGCACCCCUACAGAAGUCUGCUACGCAGACCCAUCCUGCCCAGAGUCAACAGCACUGCUAGGAACAAAGUGGAACCCGAAAUGAUUAGCAGCAACCUAAACCCAAACCAUACACUAAAAUUUACAUGGAAGGGGAAAAAUGGAACAGUCAUCAGACUUCCACCAAAACUUCUUAGUCGAAUAAAAACAAACUUUAAAAAUGGCUCCAAAGCUGGUGUCACAGUAGACAAAAACACAAGCAAAGAAUCAAAUAUUGUUUUCCCAGCAGAUAAUGAUGCAGACCCUAAAUUUAAUCUCUCCCUGUCAACAUAUAAGGCUCCAUCGAAAAGCAAUGAUACAAUACAAACUGUCAGCAGGGGUUCAGAAAACACCAUUGAUCACAUCUUACCCAGAGUCACAAACAGAGACAACAGCACUACUUGGCACACCAUUCCCCAUCACCAAAGGGUAUCUGGAGUCAUCAGUGGCAGGCAAAAUGCUUCAAAUCUGAAGAUUAGACCAACAAUUGUACUGAAAAGGAAAAAUAACACGGUCAUCAGACUUCCAUCAAAACCUUAUACUCGAAUAAAUGUAAACUCAACCACCAUCCAUAGUCUGCUCAAAGAUAGUAAGUAUGGAAUAAGGCACAAAGACUCCAAAGAUGCAAGCAAGGAAUCUCAAAUUGGCUUGUCAAAAGACACGGACACAAACCUAUUUGCUAACAUCACUCUGUCAACAGAAGCUCCAAUGGGAACUAAUGAGACAUUACAAGCCAUUAAUGGAGGUUCAGAAAAUGCUAUUGAUCACAGAAACAAAGAACACAACCUGCCCAGCAUCACUAACAGAGACCAGGACCUACCCAGGGUCACACCCAGAGACCAUGAACUAUCAAAGACUGCAGUCAGAGACCAUGACCUGCCCAGAGUCACAAACAGAGACCAGGACCUAGCCAGGGUUACAUCCAGAGAUCAGGAAAUAUCAAAGAUUGCAAAUAGAGACCAAGACCUACCCAGAGUCACAAACAGAGACCAGGACCUAGCCAGGGUUACAUCCAGAGAUCAGGAAAUAUCAAAGAUUGCAGUCAGAGACCAUGACCUGCCCAGAGUCACAAACAGAGACCAGGACCUACCCAGGGUUACAUCCAGAGAUCAGGAAAUAUCAAAGAUUGCAAAUAGAGACCAAGACCUACCCAGGGUCACAAGCAGAGAUAUCAACACUACUAUUCCAAUGCUUAUUGAUCAAAAGGUUGAAUCUGAAGUCGUAGGUCAAAGGGAAAAUGUCCCAAAUCAGAACCAUAGAACAAAAAUUAUGCUAAGAAGAAAAGAUGGCACAUUAGUCAGAACUCAAAAAAAACUUCAUACUCAAAUAAAACCAAACUCUACCAGCAUUCACAGUGGGCUGAAAGAUGCAGACACCAAAGUUGUUAAAGGCAUCAAAGAAUCAGUUAUUCUCUCAGACAAACCUAAAGCUGAAAGUCAUUAUAAACUUCAAACUGUUGCUGGGGGUUUAGAAGUUGGCAAUGAUAACACUCUUCCCAGCAUAACAGACAGAGACCAGGACUUGUCCAGAAUCACAAACAGAGAUCACCACCUGCCCAGGGUCACAAACAAAGACCAGGACCUGCCCAGUGACAUAAACAGAGACAACAGCACUAGUAUGAAACAAGUUAUCAAAGAAUUCAAAGAAUCUACAGAACCUACUGUUCAAGCUGUUGCUGCAGGUUCAGAAAAUGGCAUUGAUAACAACAGCACUACUAUGCAAAUGGAACCUGAAUUCAACAGUCAUAGCAAAAAGGGUCCAACUUCCAAUUUUACAGCAACAGUUACAAUGAAAAAGAAAAAUGAAACAGUCUUCAGAAACACACCAAAGUUUAAAAUAAAGCCAAACUUUCAUGGUGACCCAAAACCAAGUAAAGAAAGCAGCACUUCUAGGCAUACCCUUCCUCAUAACACCUUAAAUCGCAGCCCUAGACCAAAAUCUACACAGCAAAGGAAAAACGGCACGAUCAUCCGACCCCCGCCGAAAGUUUCUCCUCAACUCAAGCCAAAGUCCACCACAAUUCUUGAUGGCACAAAAGGGAGAAAACAUUCCACAGAUGAUCCUAAACUUGUUUGGUCGUCAAAGGUUCCUCUCUCAACAGAUAAGGCCACAAGCCAAACAAAUACCGCAUUUCCAAUUGCUGAGGUUUCAGAAGAUAGCAUCAAUCAAGUUGGAGUCCAGAAUGUGACAUCAAAGGGAUUUAUCAUAAUUUGGGUGGCACCAGAGGGAAGGUUCAAAAACUUUGUGAUCAGAAUAAUAGAAGAGAAUGAUGAAGGGGUAAAUGAGGGUGAUGGAAGCAACCAGGAAAAAGAGGAAGAGAGGACAGAAGGAAGUGAAAUAACCACUAAUGUUAUUGAGGUUGUGAGGAGGAACAGCAGCAAUGAUGGGGUUAGAAAGAAAUUCACCAAGUUGCUUCCUGGUUCUGCUCGCUCGUACCCUGUCAUAGAUCUCACCGCUCAAACCAACUACUCUGUGACCCUUUAUGGAACAGGUCGUGGAUUACGUUCCAAUGUUCACACCUUCAUCAUUACAACAGGUCCUGAGCCUCCCUCACACCUCUCCUUUAGUGAAAUAACUGACACGUCGCUCACUGUGUCAUGGAGACGACCAAAAAGCUCUGUGUCUGGGUUUAAGGUCACGUACAUACACACUAAAGAAGGAGAGCCGAUCUCGGUGACGGUGGACUCGUCAAACUCCAACCUCGCUCUGUCCAAGCUCUCCCCCGGAUCCACUUACGAGGUCAGCGUCAUCUCUGUGCUCGGAUUGGACGAGAGCGACCCAAUCAAAGACUUCGUGAUCACACUGCCCGACCCGCCCACUGACCUCAGGGCCAUAAACAUCACAGAUACCAAGGCUCUGUUGCUAUGGAGACCUGCCCUGGCAACCGUCGACCAGUACAUCAUCACUUACCACUCCGAGGAAGCUCCUGGCUCAGACCUGAGUGUCAGAGUGUCAGGUAACGCAGUGGAACAGCAGCUUCAGGCUCUAAAGGAAUCCACCAAGUACAGCGUCACCAUCAUCAGCCGACUCGGAGAACAGAAAAGCUCCAGCACACUCACCACCUUCACCACGACCAGCGGCUCUCCUGGAAAAGGGGAGGCACCUCGGGACCUGAUAGCCAAACAGGUAACUGCACGUUCUGCUGUGUUGUCAUGGAAACCACCAGCUUCAGCCGUGACGAGCUACAAACUGACGUACUUCACCAAGGGUGGAGAGCGCAAGGAAGUGACCCUUAACCCUGGAGUUACUGAACACGAGCUGCGAAGGCUGCGUCCCUCGUCCACGUAUACGGCACUACUGCAGGGUGAAAGAGGCGGAGUCUACACCGCGGCCAUCUCCACGGAGUUCACUACAGGAGCUCUGCGCUUCCCGUACCCCUCUGACUGCUCCCAGGAGCUGAUGAAUGGACAGAAGGAGUCAGGUUUGGUGGAGAUUUUCCCCGGAGGGAAACAGGGACAAACUGUCAUGGUUUACUGCGAUAUGGAGACGGACGGAGGAGGCUGGACGGUCUUCCAGAGACGAAAAGAUGGGAAAACCAACUUCUUCAGAAGCUGGCAGGAAUACAGGAAGGGUUUCGGAGACCUGGAGGGAGAGUUCUGGCUCGGAAACGACUUCCUCCACAACCUCACUACGAUGACUCCCAUGAAUCUGAGAGUGGACCUGAGGUCAGGAGACGAGGCCGUCUAUGCGCACUACUCCACCUUCUCCCUGGACACCAUGAAGAAACACUACAUGUUGCGAGUGUCUGGAUAUUCGGGCACAGCUGGCGACUCUCUGAAGUACCACGAUAAGCGGCCGUUCUCCACGUUCGACCGCGACCCCCAGCCCUUCAUCACACGCUGCUCCAUGUCUUACAGAGGGGGCUGGUGGUACAAGAACUGCCACGAGGCUAAUCUCAACGGCCUGUACAACACACACACUAACCACCAGGGUGUGAUCUGGACCGCAUGGAAAGGGAAGAAUUUCUCCAUCCCAUUCAGCGAGAUGAAAAUCCGCCCAGCUUCCUUCAAACCAAACAAUCAGUGAUGAACAGAGUGAAAGAAAAAGAGGAACAACAAACACACACACUCACACACACACACACACACACACACAUGUACAGACACACUUCACUUACUGACAUGAAAAUGAAAAUUGUGUAACCACAUUUUGAAAUUUUUCUACGUGAAGCUACACACACACACACACACACACACACACAUAGAGGAUAUUGAUUCAUGUAUUGUACAGUUUGUGGAUUGUGUGUUUAUUAUUUCCUGUAUCCUGUGUAUUUGUGGUGUAUUUGUAGGAACAGUACGUGCUGUAGCUGUAGCUCUCACCACCACUGAGCGAGUGUCUGUACUCGGCCUGUAUUUAUCUAUUCAGAGCUCUCUCAUGUUUCUGAGUCAAGUGUUCAGAUGAUCAGCUGCACAGACUUAAAUAAACAAAACGGUGAAAGUAAA